AUGCUGUCAUCCCUUGUCGUUGCAACAAUCUUCCUCUUGACCCGGUUGACGAAUGCCUGGGGCACACUCGGACACGAGACUAUUGCGUGGAUUGCUCAAUCAUAUGUCUCAUCUACCACAAAAGCAUCAGUCCAAUCAAUCUUGAGCUCCACGGCAUCGGACUAUAUGGCCAAUGUCUCUACUUGGGCUGAUUCAUACCGGUAUACCAGUGGGGGUGGUUGGUCUGCGCCACUUCAUUACAUCGAUGCGAAGGACAACCCUCCAGAAUCCUGCUCAGUGGACUACAAUCGUGAUUGCGGUGAAGCCGGAUGCUCCGUCUCGGCCAUUGUGAACUAUACAUCGAUCCUGUUGGACGAGAAGUCCAAGUCUUCGACCAAACUUGACGCCAUGCGGUUCGUCAUUCAUUUCGUCGGAGACCUUCAUCAACCUCUCCAUGACGAAGCGCUUGAUGUCGGAGGAAACACCAUCAGCGUCACCUACGACGGCGAAAAGACCAACUUGCACCAUAUUUGGGACACGGAGAUUGUGGAGCAAUUAGCAGACGGCCAGGACGCCGAGGGAUUCGCAAAAAACCUUACCACAGCGAUCCAGGCGGGCGACUAUGGAUGGGAUGCCGGCAGUUGGCUGGAUGGCGUCAGUUUGAACGAGACUCAAACCACGGCCAUGGCCUGGGCCAGCGAGGCGAAUGCUUUCGUGUGCGCCGACGUCCUCGCCGCGGGCGUUGACGCGGUCGAGGAAGGCGAUCUGAGUGGCACCUAUUACAAGGCGCAUUACGACGUUGCGCGGAUCCAGAUUGCCAGGGCUGGCUAUCGAUUAGGGGCCUGGUUGAACUUGAUCUACACAGGUCAGACAAGUGGUUAA
Cladophialophora psammophila CBS 110553 is the source of this 861-nucleotide messenger RNA. RefSeq lists its product as uncharacterized. Lineage: Eukaryota; Fungi; Ascomycota; Eurotiomycetes; Chaetothyriales; Herpotrichiellaceae. The record is from RefSeq and is a predicted model, not a curated record. Gene Ontology annotation, molecular function: nucleic acid binding; endonuclease activity. Gene Ontology annotation, biological process: DNA catabolic process. Bases 1 to 861 code for a protein of 286 amino acids. The transcript has a single exon.